Ctenopharyngodon idella (grass carp) is the source of this 8954-nucleotide messenger RNA. RefSeq names its product ubiquitin specific peptidase 19 (gene usp19). Gene Ontology annotation, biological process: protein deubiquitination. Bases 555 to 4904 code for a protein of 1449 amino acids. Lineage: Eukaryota; Metazoa; Chordata; Actinopteri; Cypriniformes; Xenocyprididae. The transcript has 30 exons. The record is from RefSeq and is a predicted model, not a curated record. Gene Ontology annotation, molecular function: cysteine-type deubiquitinase activity.
GGAAGUUGCCUGUGUGUAUGUUUGUGUGUGGAGCAGGUUGGCGUGAUAGCCGUAGCUACCCGGUUUGUUUUUGUUCUCUGACAAAGUGUGAGUAACAGAGCAGCGGUCGGCUCAUCAAGUGAAGGACGGGCAGCGUAUUUGCGUCUUUGUUUGUAUUUACAUCAGCUUGGUUUCUGUUUUAACGCAACAAAAUGGGUCCUGGUUAGGAUUAUUUCGGAAAUAAGAAGCAUUGUGUUUUUAGGGGCGAACUGAUGCGGCUCAGGGGAGAUCGGCGGCCCGCUGCCGUGUUCUAAGCCUGGUGCUGAAUUAAGCUGGAGUCGCUGCGGCUCCGCUAACGAAAGAAAGAACAAGCCGUUGCGACUUGUCAUUACAGAACAACAACGAAACAAAUCUCCCUCUGAUUCUCUUCUGGGAGUGCUCUCACUUGAAACGCCGCCAAGAUAGCUGGACCAGGCAGGAAACGGCACAGCUCAGAUCCAGACCCCUGUGGAAGCAGCUCCGGUAGUGGGAGCGAGGUAGGAGACGGCCGACCCAUUAGCGGCAAGUGGCUGAAGAUGGCCAGCAGCAGUACAGGAUCCAGCGAAUCGGGUCGGAGGCGAGGUCAGAGAGGACCUGACGAUGUGGUCAGCACCAGCAAGAAGAAGCAGAAGGAUAAAGUCAACCAGGAGAGCAAGGAGGCCAAGCGGGCAGCCUCAGGCAUUAGCACAGAGUCAAGGAAAGAUUUGUUUCUGGACUGGAAGCAGAAUGCGUAUGAGGUGAUUGUGAGGCUGAACUGUGGAGAUGCUGGGGUGCUAAGAGUAGAAGAUAUCGAUUCUGCCUUUUCUGAUUCCGCCUGCCACAUCCGCUUGCCGGAUGGCCGUGAAUGGAGCUGUCAUCUCCAUGAAGAGAUUGAAGCCUCCUGCAGUAAAUUGCUUUAUAAGGAGAAAACAAAUGUUCUGCAGCUUGUCAUGCACAAGAAGAUCCCCCUCAACACGUGGCCUACCUUCGCUAACAAGAAAAAGACGGAAACGGUGAACAUCCUUACAGAGAAUGGCAGCAACCACCAGCAGUCAACCACAGGGUGCUCUGAAAAAUCUAGCGAAAGCAUCGAGAAAACGCCUGCAGUGACUUCUGCUGAGCAAAAACGAGGUAAACCCGACCGUGGGUUGAAACGAGGGAUGAAAGGCAAACAGGUGGAGCUCACUGAGAGCACAGGCGUGAAGGUAGCAGACAUUAAAUCAAGCGAUAAAGCAGACUCGAUCAAUGAGCCCAGCGCAAAGCGUACCACACGACCCACCAAAAACACAAAGGAGCCCCCUCUAGCUCCCUGCUCGUCGACGGCGUCUCAAUCCAAACAAGCAAUUAAUGGCAAGACACACACAUCAGCCGUUAGCAGUGGUGCUUCUUCAUCUAGCAAUGUAAAAGACAACAGGGCUCAGGUGCAGGUCAAAGGCCAAGCAUGCCAGACAUCGCCGAGAGAAAAAGGAGUGGACAGGAGGCCAAAAAGCAAUGCUCAGGUUGAAGCAGAUGAUAGCAAGACUGUUUCCUCUGUGUGUGAGCCGAAGGUGACGCAUCAGGAGAGGAGUUCUUCUCCUAUGAAAACAAACUCUGAAAAAAUAGCAUCAGAUGAGACAGGAAACAGAAAGGAGGAAAAGAAGCCGCCACAAGCUGAUACCCAGAUCCCUAAAGUGCUUCCAUCUCAUGAAUCAGGAUCUGGAGAGCCUGUUUCAACAUCCUCAAAGAGAGAGGAGUCUCCUCAGAAGAGCUGCACAGAGGAGAAGAGAGACAAGUCCAAGGAGGAGCCACAUGGAGGGAGCCAUGAGCAGGAUACAGAAGGUCCAGAGCCGAUGGUGAACUUGAAGUUGGUGAAGAAUGACUCUUAUGAGAAAGGGACAGACCUGAUGGUUGUUAACGUCUACCUGAAAGAAAUUUGCCGACAGUCCUCCAGGGUGCUGUUCAGGGAACAAGACUUCACUCUUAUCUUCCAGACCAGUGAUCCCAACUUUUUGCGCCUUCAUCCGGAUUGCGGACCAAACACUGUCUUUAAAUGGCAGGUUAAACUCAGGAAUCUAAUCCAGCCAGAUCAGUCCAGCUAUGCCUUUACUCCGUCCCGAAUCGACAUCACCCUGAAGAAGAGACACAGUCAGCGCUGGGGGGGUCUGGAGGCCCCUGCCACACAAGGUGCAGUGGGGGGCGCCAAGGUUGCUGUGCCCUCCAGCCCUUCCACACUUGAAAAGAGUCAGCCAGGAAGCAGCCAGCAUGCACUUCCUGCUAAAGAAGAACCACGUGUGGGAGAGGAGAAAGCCAAACCCCCUCGAUCCCCAGAGGACUCGGGUCUGGAUGCCGUGGCCCCUCGCUCAGUCCCAGAACACGUGUCCCUCAAACAGGAACCAACUGUUGUAACGCCCAAGCCCACCUGCAUGGUGCAGCCCAUGACUCACACUCCUCCUGCAGGCAGUGAGAGAGCUGAAGAAGUGGAGGAGAAGAAGGUGUGUCUCCCUGGCUUCACUGGACUGGUCAAUCUGGGAAACACUUGCUUUAUGAACAGUGUGAUCCAGUCCCUCUCCAACACACGGGAGCUCAGGGAUUAUUUCCACGACCGGGCAUUUGAGUCCGAGAUUAACUGUACUAACCCAUUGGGCACGGGUGGACGACUGGCCAUUGGCUUUGCUGUUCUACUUCGAGCAUUGUGGAAGGGCACUCACCACGCAUUUCAACCCUCCAAAUUAAAGGCUAUAGUUGCCAGUAAGGCCAGUCAGUUUACAGGCUAUGCGCAGCACGAUGCUCAGGAGUUCAUGGCUUUCUUGCUAGAUGGGCUGCAUGAGGACCUGAACCGCAUCCAACACAAACCAUAUACAGAGACCGUUGACUCAGAUGGCCGUCAGGAUGAAGUUAUUGCAGAAGAGGCAUGGCAGAGGCAUAAAAUGAGGAACGAUUCCUUCAUUGUUGACCUCUUUCAGGGCCAGUACAAGUCAAAGCUGGUGUGUCCAGUGUGUUCUAAGGUUUCCAUAACCUUUGACCCCUUCCUGUACUUGCCUGUCCCUCUACCUCAGAAGCAGAAGGUGCUGACUGUUUUCUAUUUUGCUAAAGAGCCUCACAAGAAACCAGUCAAGUUUUUGGUCAGUGUGAGUAAAGAGAACUCGAGCACGACUGAAGUACUGGAUUCAAUAUCUCGCAGCGUGAGGACCAAACCAGAGAAUCUGAGGCUGGCAGAGGUAUUGAAGGGCAGGUUCCACAGAAUCUUUUCACCGUCUCAAUCUUUAGAUACGGUCUCGCCCAAUGACCUGCUCUUCUGCUUUGAGAUGUUGUCAAAAGAUCUUGCCAAAGAGCGGGUGGUGCUGCUGAAGGUCCAACAGAGACCUCAGGUUCCUAGCAUCCCAAUCACAAAGUGUGCUGGCUGCCUGAAGCCUCCUGCCUCUGAUGAUGAGAAGCUCAAGCGCUGUACUCGCUGUUACCGUGUCGGCUACUGCAAUCAGGCCUGCCAGAAGAACCACUGGCCUAAUCACAAGACCAUGUGCCGGCCCAAUGUGGAGAAUAUAGGACUGCCAUUUUUAAUCAGUGUACCUGAGUCUAGGCUGACUUACACCCGCCUCACACAGCUUCUGGAAGGCUAUUCUAGGUACUCUGUCAAUGUGUUCCAGCCACCUUUCCAGUCUGGUAGGACAUCCCCAGAGGCCAGCCUGUCCCGUGUUGACCUGACCUCCAUGGCGAGCAGUGUCUCAGAGUGUCAAGAGCAGGAGGAAGAGCCGCCAUCUGCAGAAGAAGUGGAAAACCUAGCGGAGCAGGGUGGUACUGUCACAGCCCCUCAAACAGAGACCGUGUCUACACUCUCCGCAGCAGAUGGUGACACACUCUCCACACACACCAUUGACUCAGGAUGCUGUGAGCUUGCUACCAGCUCCCAAGAUUCUUUGGUUGAGAAAGAAACAUCAUGUGAAAAGGCUAUUAAACCAGAAGCUGUAGUGACCGGGUAUCAGCAGCCUUCUGAGUCUGGGAGUGGAAGUGCGUCUCAAUUCUAUAUAACCAUUCAGGACUCAAACCAAAAGGAGGACAAAAAACUUGAGGACAAAGGUGAUGUGGUACUGGAGCUGCCUGAUGACUGCACGCUGGAGCUGGUGUGGAAGAACAACGAGCGGCAGAAAGAAUAUGUGCUGGUGCGCUCUAAAGAGCUGGAGUUUGAUGAAGACCCGGGCUCUGCUACAGAGACUUCCAGGGCAGGACACUUCACCUUAGAGCAGUGCCUGAACCUCUUUACCAAACCUGAGGUGCUGGCCCCUGAAGAGGCAUGGUACUGUCCUAAGUGUCAGCAACACAGGGAGGCCUCUAAACAGCUGCUGCUUUGGCGCCUUCCCAACGUGCUCAUCAUCCAGCUCAAGCGCUUCUCAUUUAGGAGCUUCAUAUGGAGGGACAAGAUUAAUGAUAUGGUCGAUUUCCCAGUCAGAAACUUGGACCUGAGUAAGUUCUGUAUUGGUCAUAAGGGUGACAUUCAGCAGCCCCCUAUCUAUGACCUCUACGCUGUGAUCAACCAUUAUGGCGGAAUGAUCGGAGGACACUACACGGCCUACGCUCGUCUUCCCAGUGACAAGAACAGCCAGCGCAGUGACGUUGGUUGGCGUUUGUUUGAUGACAGCACAGUGACAACGGUGGAAGAGAGUCAGGUGGUGACACGUUACGCCUAUGUGCUGUUUUACCGUCGCAGGAACUCUCCAGUGGAGAGACCGUCUCACUUGCUGGGGCCCCUUGGCACCGAAUCCUCUGCUGCAACUGGUGGUGCUGCCAGUCAGGCCUCUAGCCAGACACUGUUUGGAACAGACCUGGACCCAGACGGACCCCCUCAGUUGAGCACGGAAGUGACCUCUGAGAUGUUUGCACACUCUGGAGAAUGCGCCGCCCCGUCCUACAGCAGCAUGGAAGAGGUGGAUUGAAACUUGACCCAGUCAGGGAGACUUGCUUCCUCAAAAAAAUAAAUAAAAAUAGACGUUAAUGCUCACAAGUGGAUCUAGCAUGGCAAAGGUGCUCAAUUUUUUAUUUACAUUAGCAAUGUGGAGAGAAAAAAAGGCUGGGUGUACGUUUCCAACGCAGAGACUGUUUGUAAACAGCCGAUUUAAAUGGCCUGUAUGUUCAGACGACGUACAGUAAAGUGAUGCUUAAAAUAAAGACUAAUCCUCAAACACAUUCACAAAUAAUUCUGGAAGGUGCACAUUUAAAUAGUCAUAAGAGGAAUUGCACAGAUCUGUACUUUUUUUUUUUUUUUUAUGUAUAUGUAAACAUUUUAACACCUAGAAAUUAUGCCAUUCACAAUUUCACAUGAUAGGUUUCUAAUACAAUGUUUAUCUUGCUUGUAUUUACACGAGUUGUUACUUUGGUAAAAACCCAUCAAUGAAUGAGAUCAACAUGGUUUGUUUGGAUGCACAGAAGAGUUUUUGUUUUUCUUACUGAAGUGUCGCCUGGCCUGAUGUGUUUCUCUGUAAAGAGUCUGGAAGUGUUGUGCAAAACUAUUGCAGGUGUUGUAGGUGAAGUUUUAAGUGUGGGCAAGGCAAAUUGUUUGGGGUUUUUUUUUUUCCUCACACACCCUGGCCAUUACUCAACUUGAUGUCCUGUUCUUUCAUUCUCAGACAAUCCAGUGAUUUAAAAAAAUUUUGUUGUUGUUUGUUUUACUCCAUGUCAGAUCCUGUGGAAAUGCAAAAGCUUGAUUGGCUGAGAUGCAUGUUGACCUACAAUAGCCCUAGUAGUGUGUAUCAUAUACCAUCUCCUAUUUUUUUUUUCUAAGUUUUGAGUGGAUUGUCUUGUUUCCCCAUUCCUUGUUUUCGUAUUGGACUGCAUAGUAAGCGGGAACUGGGGGUUUGAUCAUAAGAAUGCUGCUGUGAAUAAAACAAAUGGUUAAUAUAAAUAAAAGCCUUUUUUUGCGUAACAAUCUUAGAUGUUACAGCUGUACGUGCAUAUUUAUUUGUCAAAAAAUGUUUCACGUGUGAGUUUGAAGUAAAAUAUUUUAAUUUGCAGGUGAACCACAUGAAAACUGUUCAUGAAAAGCCCAUGAAAAAAUAACCAGGUCAUACUUCACUCCAAAAUUGUGGUCAAAAUUAUUGCCCCCCUUGGUAAAUAUGAGCAAAGAUUGCUGUGAAAGUAAAUCUGCAUUGUUUCUGCUGUUGAUCUUUCAUUCAAAAAAUUCACAAAAAUCUAACUUUCAAUUGUUUUACUUCAAUCAAAAGUGGGGGGAAAUCACAUCACGAAAUAAAUGUUUUUCUCCAAUACAUUAUUAUUAUUUUCAUCCACAUUACCCAAAAGGCGGGGAAGAGUAGGUGGCGCUCUCACAAAAGUUCUCUUGUGAAGCGCGACAACCCCGCUCUUUCUCGCGGUAUUUGGCACUGACAAGGAAGUCAUGCUGUCAUCGCAAAAGCCGGUUUGGAGAGCUCAGCGGAUUGUAGUCAAACGUUCUUUCUUAAACGAAUGCAGCCAACGAAUGUAUCAUUAACUGACUGCGCGACAGACAAAGAAUGGGAUGAUCACGUGUCAGGCUGUUUUCAUUUGACUGAGAUGAGUGUCAUUCUCGUAACUUACAUGGAAUCUGGACGGAUUCAUCAGUCACUCGUCGCCAGAGAUAAUUAUCCUAGUCUACGUUGAAGUAUCUUUGAUUAGUCUAUAUUUGAAUAUUUGUAGUUUUAAAUAUACCCUCGUAUAAAUAUUUUAGCACUAUGUAUAACCCGGAGAGGAUCCCUGAAACAAGUAUCGAUCAGAACCAAACCAAUGGAUGCAGAAUUGAUGUGAACUCUGACGGGGCAGGUCAAGAUAAAGAUCCUACUGAUUUAAUCCCGACGAGACCUUCCAGAAAAAUCGUCCUUCACUUUGAUCUCAACAACACAAUCCUUGUAUCUGACGCAGUCACAAGACAAGGAACUGUAGCUGCUCUUGAAUACUUUCUGUCCACGGUGACAUGGGGGCGCAUGGCAAAAGGUAAAUGGGAGUGGUUGUCAGAAGCACCAUCUCUCCUCCAGCCUUGUGAGGGCGCUGUCACAUACUACUCUCAGUUUGGCCGAGUGGCGAGCUUCACCACCAUAGGUCCAGGCCGACGGUUCCGGAAGGUCCUUGAGGAACAUCUAGAACUUCUCCGAUGGCCGUCUGACUUACCUGCAGAUAAGGAGCUGUCUGUUAAGGGAGAAGAUGGGAAGCUGUAUCACUGGAUCCUACCUUCCUUCUUCCAAAUGUUGCAGGACUUGGCUUCACAGGGUGUGGAGUUCUCCGUCCUGUUCCGUACGUUCGGCACAGAUCUGCCCCGUGUUCUGACUGUCAUCCAGCACGCCGUCGAACAAGGCUCACAUCCGCUCUUUCCCGACCUCCCGGCUCUAAAGCUGAAGGUGAAUAUGAAUGCCGGACGCAUCAAGUGCAGUGGUAAGGGUGCAACGCUGAUUCGUGGAGAAGAACACGUGUCCACGCGGGACGGAGAGCGGUGUGUGUAUCAGUAUCUGAGCUCUGCUGAGGGUCUGGGAGGCUUCCAAGACAACUUUGACUGGUGGGCACGGAACACAUACUCCAUUUUAGGAGGAAAACCUUUAUGGAUUGACCCUUUCGAUCCCAAAGUUCAGCAUAUCUUCAUUGACGACAACAUUCGGCAAAACGAUGAGGACACUAUUGUCCAUCCUAAGGUGUUUUUGGACCCCGAGGGCUUGCAGACUCGAACAGCCUCCACAUCAGAGCUGUAUGAUCUGUGUCUGGUACAGAACGACCUUCUGAAGGCCAUUUCUGAGCCUGGAUAUUUCACCCGACGCAUCCAGAUCUGCAUGGAGAACUAUGAGGGGAACAUCCAAACAGGGUAGUUAGAUGAAUCUCAAGUCAUGCAGGGGAACACAGAAUAUAAAACUGACGAAUUAUGCAUAAACACAAUCCUGUGGUAUGAGCGUAUAUGUGGAAAAACCACAUUCUCUGCUACAACCACAGAUCAGCACACUUUAUUUACCCAAUGAAGAAUGUCGCAAUCUAUAGAUCCAUGUAGUAGUAUAUAUUAUUUACCAUCAUAGUCAUGGGUCAGAUUAACUCCAAUCAUAAAUGCACUGGCAGCUGCUCUGUAUAUCUAUUUUGUUAUAUGCUCAUGAAGAUGGUUCUACCAACAGUAUUCUCAGGGUUUGUGAACAUCAGAGGUAGUUUUUUAGUGUUAUUUAUAUUUUGAUGCAUUUAACUAAAUAAGUUAGUCAUAUCAAAACUAGUGCUGUCAAAUCAAUUAAUUGCAUUUAACAUAAAAGUUUGUAAAUAUACACACAUAUAUAUAUUUUAUAUAUAUAUAUAUAUAUAUAUAUAUAUAUAUAUAUAUAUAUAUAUAUAUAUACACACACACACACACACACACACACACACACACACAAACCUUUGUAAAAUGUGGUUAAUCGCGAUUAAUCGAUUUGACAGUACUGAUUAAAACACUUGGAUUUUUAGACACUUUUUUUGUGAAGAAUUCAUUGUUUUUGCACUUCUUUUCUAUUUUUAAACCCUUUUGGUUUGUUCUAACACCAGUUUGAAGCUGAGACUAACCAAAGCAGAAUUUGACAAUAUUUCUAACAUGUUCACUGGAUUGAGUACUCCUUCAGUAGAGUUUACAUAUAUGCAGUUUUACACACUUUUACAUGUUACAUUCUCAUAUAGCCAUUAUUUAAAUGACAUGUUGCAGUUUCACACUAAAUUGUCUACAUUCUCCUCAUUAGUUUCAAAGUUUUGAGGUAAAGGAUCUGAUAUAAAAACUAUUUCUAAUCAUAUUAAAUAAUUCAAACAACAAUUAAUGCUUUUUGAUUCCUGUGGAAUGCAGGAUUUUUUCUAUCCUUUUCAUCUCACUCAUGGGAGAUUGUUAUUCUACUGAAGUUUGUCAUUGCACAGUUACUGCUUCUAGUGUGUAUUGUUACUUAAUGCAUUAUUUAUGAUGGCAAUUUUGAAGUUAUGUUUUUUUUUUUUUUUUUGGAGAAAUGCUACAGAAAUAAAUAAUUUGGACUUCA